CUCGCGCGCAAUCAUUCCCCACCUCCUCCCCUCCGGAACGGAGCCUGGCCGCUCGCUCGACUCGGUCUCCCCUCGGUCCUCCCUCUCGUUCAGCCUCCCGUCCCCGCCGGAUCCGCGCCGCCGUCCCCGCCGUCUACGACCGCCUCCGCCGGGCCCGGGAGGCCUUCGUGGCCGCCGAGGUGGCCGGCACCGCUGACGUGGAGGCGUUCCUGGAGGAGCUCAAGGGCGUCGCGCUCGAGGCCAACCGCCUCCGUCGGGGCGUUCUUUCGGAGCUCGUCGCCGCCGCCGGGGGUUACCAGGCGGCGCUCUACCUCGAGGCGCUAUCGCGCUUCGUGCUAUCCAUGCAAGACCCCGAGGUGCUCCGCCGCUUUGACCAGUGCCGCCCCUCGCCCGGUAGCUAGUCCCCCUUCUUGCUCCCAAGGCAUCUUUGAGAAGCACGAGAUGGGGUAGCAAGUGCUGGGCAGCGAGGACCAAACCAAGAAGACAAAGUAUAAUAUUGUAUGAUACUCUUGUCCCAGUUAGAUACAAUCGGUGGCCAGUUGAGUGGUAGGUGGUGGUGAGCGACUCGAAAACGUUUGCAGCAGCGUCCUGUGGGCAGCUGCGCCUCGUGGAUCCGACUUGGACUCCAAUUUUUCCCCAAGGAACCAUGUCGCCAGCAGUGACGCCUCAGUAUUAACCCUCCUGAGAAUUGACUUGCUACCAAAUCUUUUAUGACCUAUUCGUUUUGAGUGGAUUGGCAAGAUUAAAUCCUGGCCGGAUUGAGUGACACAGGUGGAAUCACUCAAACUGGGUCUGGAAGUAAUCCUGGCUGGAAUCCAAUCCGGCUUAAACGAAUGAGGCCUAAACUGAGCGCUGGACCUGCAUCAGUUUGUAUCUGAACUGGCCCACAGCUCAGUGAGUUAACCUCGGAGGUCGACGUGUGGUUGAGGAGGCGAAAGCUCGCACGGACGCUUAUCUGUUCCGGAGGCCGGCCGGCAUCGUCAUCCGACGCAAACCACAAACGUUUGCAUUCCAAGAUAAAACCAAAGCAAACGUUUGCAUUCCAAGACAAAACCACUCCUGCCACAACCACAACCGCAUUCUGUCACCCCAUUUCCAACCAUCCAUUCAGACUCCGAUCGAGAGCAGAGAGAUGGUCGAGCCUGCUAUUUCUGCCGUCGCUGGGAGCAUCAAGGACCUUGCUGUCCAGGAGACCACACUGCUGUGCGGAGUCAUUGGUGAAGCCGGGUUCUUGAAAGAUGAUCUGCAGCGUCUACAUGGCUUCCUCAACGAUGCCGACACCAAGCGGAGAUCAGGGAAUGCAAAUGCCACUAUCUGCAUUAGGCAGAUCAGGGAUGCCACAUAUGAAGCUGAGAAUGUCCUCCAAGUUGUGGACUACAUGAAAAAGAGAAACAUGCUCAAGAAGGGCUUUGUCGGUGCCAUUUCAAGGUAUGCUCGCUUACCAAGCGAUUUGAUCACUCUCCACAAAGUUGGUAAUGAAAUUCAACGUAUAAGGAGGAGGGUUAGUGAGAUAUUUGAAAGUCCAAGAAAUUUGGAAUUCCUUAAUCGGGGUAAUACUGAGUUAGGCAAUUUUCAUGUUGAUGAUGAGUCUCUGCAAGAUCACGGUCUUGUGCUCCAAAAUUUUGAAGCUGUUACUGCUAUCGGUUUUGACAAUGAGCAAAAAGAAAUAGUUGAAAAAUUAACUGAAAAGGAUAACAAGCUUAGUGUAGUCUCCAUUGUUGGCAUGGGUGGAGCAGGAAAAACUACACUUGCUAGAAAAAUCUGCAGUUCAGAUAAAAUAAAACAACAUUUCGACGCAAUUGCUUGGGUUACUGUAUCUCAGAAGUUUGAGGUUGUUGAUUUAUUGAAGGAUAUUAUGAAACAGAUCACUAGGGGCAGAGAUGAUGGUAGAGAAGUUGGUCAAAUGGAAGAGAUAGCUUUGAGAAACAAGAUACAAGCCUUCCUUACAGAAAAAAGAUAUUUAGUUGUGCUUGAUGAUGUGUGGACAACAAAUACAUGGAACCAAAUAAAUAGAAUGGUCAAAGUAUUUCCAGAUUUAAAUAAUGGCUGUAGAGUAAUGUUAACCACCCGGAGGAUUGAUGUUGCUAAUCAUAUUGAAAUGCCAACCUUUGUUCACCAACUGAAGCUCUUGGAUGGUGAAAAGAGUUGGGAACUUUUUAGUAUGAAAGCUUUACCACCAUAUAGAAGGUCCUUGAUACAGAACAUUGAUGAGUUUGAAGAGAUAGGGAGAAAGCUUGCACGGAAAUGUAAAGGACUACCACUUGCACUAGCUGUUUUGGGGGGCUAUCUAUCGAGGAAUUUAAAUCUAGAAGCAUGGUCAGAUAUACUACAGGGUUGGACGUCAACUGAAAAUGGGCAGAUGAUGGGAGCCAUACUAGCUCGAAGUUAUAGUGACUUGCCAAAUCAUUAUAUAAAAUCUUGUUUCCUCUAUCUUGCUGUCUUCCCUGAGGAUUACUCCAUAUCUGUAUCGGAUCUUAUCAAAUUAUGGAUAGCGGAAGGCUUCAUUCCACCUAUAACAAGGCACACACGGGAACAAACAGCACGUAUGUACGUAAGUGAUCUGGCUCAAAGAUGUUUGGUUCAAGUGGUUAGACGAAGCAAGGCCAACGGAUGGAUUGAAGAAAUAAGGAUUCAUGAUAUUUUACGUGACUGGUGCAUUGAAGAAGCGAGAUAUGCUGGUCUUGUUGAUGUCAUCGACAACACUAUAGGCCAUGUUGGUGAAUCUUCGUCCAAUACCAUGGUCUCCUAUCGUUCAUCUUUUCAAAACUUCUGUGAUGGUAACAUGUUCACAGCAACACCUAAUCUCCGAACUCUGUUUGGCUUUGAACUUCCACCAUUCUCCCGACCCAAGCUGAGAUUCCUCAGAGUUCUCUAUGUGGAAGAGUCGAUCCUAAUUAAUUUUGGCAGGGUUAUCAGUGGGUGCAUUCACCUAAGAUAUCUCGGGUUGAGAAGGUGUCAGCAGGCUACGCUACCUUCUUCAAUUGGACAAUUUCUUUACUUGCAAACUAUAGACCUGAGAGAAACGAGCUUGGAAUCGGCAAGAAUACCAAACUCUUUAUGGGACAUCCCUACUCUAAGGCAUGUUUACCUUGGAAAGGCAUCUUUUUCAGCUCCAAGGAAUUGUCCACAGAAAGAGCUCCAGUCCUUACAUUUGAGUCUCCCAUACAAGGGGAACAGUAAAUUCUUCCGGAGUGGGUACAUUUGGGCCUUUUUGGGCCAAAUGACCCAACUAACUUCUCUCGUAUUGACAGCGGCGGAGUCCAUGCCCGCAGAGAUGAUUCAUGCACUGGCAAACAUGACUUUUCUGGUUGAGGUUACCCUUGGUCGGUUCACGUUGCUCGAUAAGUUGCCUGAUAGCCAGCUUCUCCCGCAAGGCCUACGGAGGCUUCUUUUAUCCGCUGAAACCAUUAAAGAAGACCCGAUGCCAAUCCUGGAGAAGCUUCCCUGCCUGGUGGUGCUCGAGUUAUGGGGGUACAAAGGCCGAACCAUGUUCUGCUCUGCCAAAGGGUUCCCACGGCUGCAAGAGUUGUACCUUUAUGAUUUCUCCAUUGAGGAGUGGAGGUUGGAGGUCGAGACAAUGCCAAGGCUCUCACUCCUGGACCUUAAAUUUUGCCUGAAAAUGAAGAAGCUCCCGGAGGGACUGCUGCACCUGCCGGCUCUCAAGGAGCUUCAUCUGGCCCCCACGGACCUGAAUCCUGAAGAUGACGUCACCUGGAAAAAGCUGGUUGGGAAAGGAUGCAAGGUGUCUCAUCGUUAAUGCUGCCUUUGACUGGUGCUUCGUCGUCGCAUGCCGCACGCGCACAUGAGAGGAGAAUGUAAAUUGCAAUGCAUUUGUGUUGCUCUCUCUUCAGUAUUUCUGGUGUGUUAAUGUUACACCAUGCACUCUGUUUUCCCGACAUGAGAUUUCAGCAAGCAAACUUGUGCCGCUGAGAAGAACACGGUUGUGAUUAUCUGUAUAUUUCGUAUAUGGACAGUGGCUUGGCUUGUACGUUUA
Molecule: messenger RNA, 3994 nt
Organism: Setaria italica (foxtail millet)
Lineage: Eukaryota; Viridiplantae; Streptophyta; Magnoliopsida; Poales; Poaceae
Product: putative disease resistance protein At1g50180
Exons: 5
Coding region: 1133-3757 (874 amino acids)
Biological process (GO): defense response to other organism
Molecular function (GO): ADP binding
Source: RefSeq, a predicted model, not a curated record